AUGGUGUACGAAGCUUUGCACGGAAAUCCCCUCUUCUUGCCUAGAUGCGAGAACUUGAUGCCCAUCAUGCUAUCCACAUUCUUCAUGAGCAAGUGGAAGAUGAAGUGUUGAAAAUGGGGAAAGAAACGGAAAUAGAUCAUGUGCUAGUAAGAAGAUCGCCCCUCAAAACUAUAAAGGACAUCAAGGUACCGUCUGGAGAAGAUCUGGCUCCACAGCCCAGGCCUCUUCUAGCAGACAUAGCCAUCGAUCUUCCUAAGAAACCAAAGACAAGAACACACGAACGGAACGGAGCAUCCGGUGGUGGAAGUUGCACCAAUUCGAAAGGGAACACCUCGAAGAGAAGGUACUGGAAGCCGGACUUCCAAAUCCCGAAGAGCCGAUCUAGCAGAUCUGGAGCAACGCUGCAAAGGCCAUUUUGCGAUGUGCAAAGGAAUCGCUGGGGAAAACUCGAGGUGGUUUCCGAGGGGACAGGGAAGCAUAUUUCUAGAUUUAGAUUUAUUAACAUGCGCGAGCACAUGUCAUUCAAAAAUGCAAUUCAAACAUAA
Molecule: messenger RNA, 545 nt
Organism: Haemonchus placei
Lineage: Eukaryota; Metazoa; Nematoda; Chromadorea; Rhabditida; Trichostrongylidae
Source: the annotation of a GenBank genome assembly